ACAAGAAAGAAAUAGUAUCAGCAUAGUAUCAGAAGAUGGAUUUUUUCAAUCAAGCUAAAGCCGUAAGGAUGCGUAACGUCCAUGAAAAGUAUCUAACGGCGGACGAAGACGAGGAAACGGUGACACAAGACAGGAAUGGUUCCGACAAGAGAGCUAGAUGGAUUGUUGAGCCGGUUCGUGGUUCCUUUGAAGUAAUCCGUUUGAGGAGUUGCUACGGUAACUACCUCACGGCUUCGAACGAGCGGUUCUUGCUCGGUGCCACUGGACGUAAAGUGGUCUUGUCUAAACCGGCUCGACUCGACUCGUCCGUCGAGUGGGAACCGGUUAGAGAAGGUUCCAAAAUGAAGCUUAAGACGAGAUACGGCAACUUGCUUCGAGCCAACGGUGGACUUCCUCCGUGGCGUAACUCUGUCACGCAUGACACUCCUCAUGUAUCGGACUCCUUCUUGUGGGAUGUUGAUGUGGUUGAGAUUUUGGUGGGAACAGCCACUCCGGCUCCGGCUCCAGCUCCAGCUCCAGCUCCAGCUCCGGUGACAACUCCGCCGCCACAUAGGAGACCGUCGUACUCGUAUUCUCCGGUUUCUAGAACAUCUUCAGAAAAAUCCGAAGAAGAGUUGACCGUGCCGCCGCCGAAAUCUGAAGGGAGGACUAUAUACUACCACAUCGCGGACGAAGAAGGACACGUGGAGGAAGAAUCAGCCGUUGGAUACGCUUUGACUUUCAAAGGAAAUAGCGUGGAACAGUUGACGCAGGCGUUGCAAGAAGAGACUAGUAUGGAUGAUGUUGUGGUGUGUACACGCAAUCCUUUAAACGGCAAGCUGUUUCCUCUUCGUUUGCAACUUCCACCAAAUAGUGGAACAAUGCAUGUCGUUCUAGUACCCUCAGGUACUUCUUAAACGGCAAGCUGUGUGGUUUCCCUUUGUUUCGAAUGUAUUUUAGUAGUGGUCGAAGUAUUAGAGGCUCAAGAUUGAGGGUUUGGUCCUUGUUUCCAUUAGAUAAGAGUGUUAAAUUUAAUCAUAGAAAAUUUAGAUAGACUGUUAUUGUGGAUUGAUGUAAUCUUUCAUUUUUUUGUACAUAAGCUUAUUUUGUAAACGAAGCAUUUAAGUUUCACCCUCCCAUUUUUUAUGUGAAUUCACGGCAUCAAGAAUUGAUUGUAUUAUAAAAGAUUUUUUUUCUU
Molecule: messenger RNA, 1177 nt
Organism: Arabidopsis arenosa
Lineage: Eukaryota; Viridiplantae; Streptophyta; Magnoliopsida; Brassicales; Brassicaceae
Source: the annotation of a GenBank genome assembly